This is a messenger RNA of Ananas comosus (pineapple), 4687 nucleotides long. RefSeq names its product E3 ubiquitin-protein ligase RKP. The coding region runs from base 354 to 4184 and encodes 1276 amino acids. Gene Ontology annotation, cellular component: cytoplasm. The transcript is spliced from 12 exons. Gene Ontology annotation, molecular function: ubiquitin-protein transferase activity; protein binding. NCBI's taxonomy places the organism in Eukaryota, Viridiplantae, Streptophyta, Magnoliopsida, Poales, Bromeliaceae. The record is from RefSeq and is a predicted model, not a curated record.
ACGCAGGACUCGUGCGGCGAUGCUUGUCGAGGAAACGAAAAUCGUUUCUCCGAGUUCCUCAUUUGCCCCUUUUUUUCUCCGUCUCCGUUUCGUUUCCCCCUUCCCUUCUAGAAACCCUAAUCCCUCCCCGCGCCGCCUAUUCAUCGAUCCUCGCGAAACCCUAGGGCUCCCUUCUUCGUGGAAUCAGCUACUGGAUGUCGGGAGAAGAGUUCAAUCGGUUUGAUUUUCUAAAGUAAUCGCCUGUUUCAAUCGGGAUUUGAUCAGAAGAAGCUGUUGUACAAUUUGUUGUUGUUGUUGUUGUUAGUUAUAUCGAUGAUUAGGGAGGAAAAGCUAGUUGCUUGCUGUGUAAUUUAAUGGCGGAAGAUAGUAUUAGGCUAAAUGGAUUCUCCUCUGGCCUAGCUGUUCUGUUAUCAGAUGAUGACCCAAAAGGGAAUCCUCAGAAGUCCCACUUAAUUUCUUACCACGGUGACAUCGGAAACCAAGCAGUGGAACGGACCAUCGAAUACAUAUUUGAUCUCCCUCACAAAUCGGUCGCUCUAACCUCUAACACAGUUGAUAUUAAGUUUAUCUGUUCUAUCCUUAAGAAUCAAGCGCAAAGAUAUCCAGAUUCCGAUGACUAUAGCAGAGAUGGCGUAUUUUUUAACGAUCACGGUUGCGGCCCUUAUAUUGUUUGUAUGGACAAAUCAAGCAUGUGUGGGGAAUUCAAGACCGUAAGGAAGCCAUUGCUUGUAGAAAGCCGGUCGGUAUUCAGUAGUGCUCGGGUUAAUGCAUGCGUAUGGAAGGGGAAGUGGAUGUACGAGGUGACUUUAGAAACUGCAGGAAUCCAGCAGAUUGGGUGGGCUACCCUUUUGUGCCCCUUCACUGAACAGAAAGGAGUGGGUGAUUCGGAGCAUUCUUAUGCUUUUGAUGGCCGGAGAGUGACCAAGUGGAAUAAGGAGCAUAGGGCAUAUGGUCAGCCAUGGGUGGUGGGCGAUGUGAUUGGAUGUUGUAUUGAUUUUGAUGCUAAAGAGAUCUCCUUUUAUAGAAACGGGGUUUCUCUUGGAGUGGCGUUUGAUGGAAUCCGCAAAGUGGGUCCGGCAAUUGGCUAUUAUCCGGCGAUUUCCCUCUCUGAAGGUGAGCGUUGCGAUUUGAACUUUGGAUCUCGGCCAUUCAAAUACCCUGUUGAGGGGUUUCGUCCGAUUCAGGCUCCGCCCGAACGUGUAGCUUUUACUACUUAUCUGCUCCAGUGCUUGUCCAGGUUACUGGAGGUGCAGUGUUUGGAGAGAUCUGAGUCAGCUUAUUUUCAGAAAUUGAGAAGGGUGAAGAGGUUUGCACCACUGAAAGAACUGUUUUGCCCCAUAUCACAUGGAAUCUGUGAAAAAUUCUACAACAUAGUCGAGUCAAGUGAGUGGAGUACUGAAUAUAUUGCCUGGGGAGUACUUUCUUCUUUCCUGGUAGAUGUCUUCGGGUCCCAAGCACCGCAUGAUUAUUCAAGUUUGGAUCGGGUUAUUGACCUGUUGCUCAAGUUUCCAGGCGCGAACUCAUUGCUCCAGCAUGUUAUUGUGGCACUUUCUUAUAGCUGCAAAGUAGCGCCACUUGUUCUAACCGAGUGUCCUUAUUCUGGAUCAUAUCCUUAUCUUGCACUGGCUUGCCAUAUUGUCAGGCGUAAAGACAUGAUGGUCCUGUGGUGGAAAUCGCUGGAUUUUGGAUUUUCAUUGGAAGGUUUCCUUUCGAUGAAGAGCCCAAACAAGCAGGAUUUACACUGCCUUAUUCCGUCUGUGUGGUGGCCUGGUUCAUGUGAGGAUGUCGGUAAUGAAAGCAGCAUGAUGUUGACCAUGUCAGCAUUAUCUGGAGCAGUUGCAAAGAUUGAGGAAAUGCAUCGCGACCUUUGUAGUUUGGUCAUUCGUUUCAUACCUCCAGGGUGUCCUCCCCAGUUACCUGGCUCCGUGUUCAGAACUUUCAUACAGAAUUGCAUAGUAAAGACGAGAGGUGUAGAUCACAAGAUGGUAUCUUCUGGUAUUUCAAGCAAUACCGUGAUUCUUUCUCUUUACAAUGUUAUCCUGCAUAUGCUAUCUGAAGGAUUCUCCAUGGAGGAUUCUUCUGGGUCAACGACCAGCUCUAGAACAAACUCUGGAAUUGCUAUUGGAUUUCUCCACAGACGUGGAAAAAGGAACUUUCCUGUGGACUUGUUUUUUCGAAAUGAUACAUAUUGCAGUGGAGUUCCUAGAAUUGGUGGUACAAUGUGUCAUCUAUCAAAGUCUCACCAAGUCACUGAUGAUGAGAAAAAGGAAGUACAGUGGGAUGAAGGCUACACAGAUGAUGGAGAUUCAAGAAUAACACAUUCUACAUUGCAGAAACCUUGUUGUUGUUCAACACCUGAGGUUGAAGUCUUCGAAAUGUCAAAAGAUAGUGUUAAAUACCCAGGUAAAGUUUCUAAAGGUCCAUGUAAGUCUAUGCCGGAAAAGUCAACUCCUGUCGCAGCAGAAUGCAGUGCAAGGAGUUUCAGUGAUGAGAUUGUGGAUAAACCUAGUUCAAGCGACCAGUCAGAAACUGAUUUUGGGUACAGACCAUUGCAUAAUUUGGGGAGCGUCCCAAUGAUGGAUCAAUUAUCUUCAGAAGCAUUGAGAGAGGAGGAGCUACUUGAUAUUAUGCUAUUGCUUUAUCAUUUGGGUGUUGCACCGAAAUUUCGGCAGGCAUUUUAUUUCAUGUCUCAUCAGUCGCAAUCAAUUUCUCUAUUAGAUGAUACUGACAAACAGAUAAGAGAAAAAUCAUCCGUUGAGCAAGUAAAGCGCUUGAAGGAAGCUCGCAAUGUUUAUCGUGAAGAAUUGGUUGACUGUGUCAAGCAUUGUGUAUGGUAUCGUGCCUCUCUUUUUUCUCGGUGGAAGCAAAGAGGAUUGUAUGCGACAUGCAUGUGGGUAGUGGAUCUACUGUUGGUCCUCAGCGAUAUUGAUACUGUUUUCCUAUAUAUUCCUGAAUUUUAUGUGGAAUCGCUGGUUGAUAGUUUCCAUGCAUUGCGAAGGAGUGAUCCUCCAUUUGUUUCUUCUUCAGUGUUUAUCAAGCAUGGACUUUCAUCAUUUGUUACCUUUAUUGCUAAGCACUUCAAUGAUCACCGAAUUUCAAGUGCGGACAUAAAAGAUCUUCUUCUCCAGUCAAUAUCAGUCUUAGUACAGUAUAAGGACUUUUUAGUUGCCUUUGAGAACAACAAGGAAGCUGUUCAGAGAAUGCCAAAAGCCUUACUAGCAGCAUUUGAUAACCGAUCCUGGUUACCUGUUACAAAUAUACUUCUACGACUAUGCAAAGGUUCUGGAUUUGCUGUGUCAAGACAUGCAGAAUCUUCAUCAUCAGCACUUUUCCAGGUGUUGCUGCGAGAGGCAUGCAUUCACGAUGAGGAAUUAUUUUCUUCCUUUCUCAAUCGACUUUUCAACAUGCUGAGCUGGACUAUGACGGAAUUCUCUAUGUCCAUUCGAGAGAUGCAAGACAAUUAUGAGAUUGUUGACCUGCAGCAAAGAAAAUGCAGUGCGAUAUUUGACAUUUCAUGCAACCUUGCAAGGAUACUAGAAUUCUGUAUGCGUGAAAUUCCUCAGGCAUUUCUUUUUGGGCCUGACAUGAAUCUUCGGAGGCUAACUGAAUGGAUCAUUUUUAUUUUGAACCACAUAAUUUCAGCUGCUGAUUCAGAGUUUUUUGACAUGUCAAUUAGGCGACCUGGCCAGAACCAAGAGAAAACAAAUCGGACUAUGAUUUUGGCACCUCUGGUUGGGAUCAUUGUUAAUCUCAUGGAUGCUUGUUCAGAUCCAGGGCGAGAAAAGCUGAAUGAUGUGAUUUCUGUGUUUGUUAGCAUGGACUGUCCUACCGUCCACUACGGAUUGCAAUACCUGCUAAGCUACAAUUGGAGCAUUGUCCUGAGAGGAGAUGCUUCCGUUACGAAGCUUGCCCGGCUUGAGGAAUUCUCCAGCUACUUGAGAAGCAGAACAGAGGAGUUAAAUAGCAGAGGAGAAAUAGAAACCCAAAGUGGUGAUGAUGAAACAGAAGAUAGCUGCUGCAUCUGCUACAACAAUAAUUCAGAUGCUUUCUUCGAGCCGUGCCACCACACAUCUUGCUUUGGCUGCAUAAGCCGACACCUUUUGAACAGCCAGAGAUGUUUCUUUUGUAACGCCACAGUUUCAGCUGUCGUGACGGUAGAACCUAAAGGAGCGCAAUCUCGAUGAGUGAAAAAACAAAUGUUUGCAUCAAUGAGUGCAUAUUUGGUGUUUGCUUAUUCGCCUCCAACAACUCUAGAGCAAGAUGAUUUGUCGUGGUCUUGUUUCUUGGAGUGCAUAGAGGCAAAAUUUUUUUCUAACAGGGAUCUGCGGGGACGCGGCAGAUUGUGAUGUCCUUUUCGUUUGCAACAAAAUAAAGCUGUAUUGAUACUCAGAAGCUGGGGGUUUGAAUAAGAGAGGAUUGAUGAGGGUUUAAUAGGUGGUGGAAAAGGGGGUAUCCCUUGGAGAUUAUACUAGUGAAUUUUGUAGUGUUUAGGGAAUUUGUCACUGUACAUAUGAGGUGUAAAAUGAAGGUGAUACGCUAGUAUAAACAGGAAGAAUAAAGGAGCCAAUGUUGGGUGUACUUGUUUACUGUGCCGAGGAUAAUCUCGGGCAAAAAUUUCUUUUUUUCAAUCUUGAUGUGAAAUAAUGUGAUAUGUAUUUUGAAGUUUACGAAGGUCCUCUUAUUUUUU